AACAAAUAAGUGUUCUUCGAUUGCAACAGUUUGACUGCAGGGAAAAGAGAUUGGCUAAUUGUAAACGUGGGGUAUGGAUAAAGUUUGAAAAUCAAGAUUACCUGAUAAAUACCUGAUAACGAGUUUUACUCCUCGGUGUUAUAUCAGCCUGGCAUUGUGUAAGCAGAAGAAAAGUGACUGAUGCCGUGCUGACUGUAGCGAUAAAUUAAUGUUCACAGGUUCGACGAGGUGGAAACUUGGCUCUAGCUAACUAGAACAACCUGUACUGGUGUGGUUUAACAGCAUGGACCCAUUUGUAAAAUUCACAAGUCAGAGUCAGGGAAGGGACCGCAUAUUCAGGGCAGCUCAGUAUGCUUGUUCACUUGCUGUUUAUUUACUCCGAAACAACUCGGACAGAAAGGACCUUGUGGCAAAACUUAAAAGUCUGGAAACCAGCUUGAGCGCUGGACGAAAAUUGCUCAGGCUGGGAAAUGCAGCAAAUUCCAUUGAGGCUGCUAAACGAACCGUGCAGCUCUCGGACCGAGUGCUGCGCUUGUGCCUUACUGUGGCCAACGUGAGCCGCGCCCUCUACUUUAUCUGUGACAAUGUCCUUUGGGCCAAAAGUGUCGGUCUUAUCCGCAAUAUCGACAAGGAACGCUGGAGUUUAAACUCCUCCCGCUUCUACUUCUUCUCAUUAGUUAUGCAUCUCAGCAGAGAUGUUUAUGCGGUUCUCCAGGUGAUGACAAAGAGGUCAAGAGAUAAAAACUUUAAACAGAGAAUGGAUCAGCAUCUCACUAAGAAUCCUGAAGUAGCUGAAGUUGUCGUCCCUCACCUGGAUGGCUUUCUCUUUCUGCUUUUGGAAACCCUGAAAUCACACCCGGAUCUUGCCUUGGACUCUGUGAAAAACAUCUGUGAUCUCUUCAUGCCCUUAGAUAAGCUUGGUUUAUACCAGUCAAAUGGGGGAGUGAUGGGAUUCUGUGGUCUGAUAUCAUCACUGAUUGGGAUCGUCACCCUCACACAGCCCAGGCUAAGGAUCGCACCGUGAUGACACGGGCAAAGUUAAAUAUUACAAAGCGAUCGCAGAUCAAAGAGUUAAUCAUGUCAGGUGCGUUCAAGAGGUCGCUGAAGCUGUAAUGGUGGACAGAGGUUAAAAACAAAACCAGCACAUUUUACAAUCCCUGAGUCAGUAAUAACUAAUGGACUUGCACUUUUUUAGAAUUGCUGGAUUUCACUGUUUUGCACAACAUCUGGAAUUAAUUUUGAAAGGGAGCAAAUCGAGUCGAUAUAGAAACUGCUAGGUACCUUUGCAUUCCAGGCUUGCACAUCACCAGCUGUUUUACACUGUAGUAGAAAGUAAGGGCUACUUAGUGAUUAUGCAAAAGAAAAAAAACUUACUCUGUCACUUGUAAGUUCACUGUUUUCUUUUUCUUUUUUUCUAAAUUCUGCUUUGUACUUAAAAUGAGGUAAAACUUGCAGCACCAGUUUCAGAGAUUUUUCUUCAGUUUUUUUCUUUUGGCGUUGGCUGAACAUGUGAGUAAUUUAUAGGAUGUAUGUUAUGAAUAGAAGGUGUGUUUGAAAAAUGAAUAAAACUAUGCAACAAUGUUUGUAUUAUA
This is a messenger RNA of Oreochromis aureus, 1592 nucleotides long. RefSeq names its product peroxisomal biogenesis factor 11 alpha (gene pex11a). The record is from RefSeq and is a predicted model, not a curated record. Gene Ontology annotation, biological process: peroxisome fission; regulation of peroxisome size. The transcript has 3 exons. Gene Ontology annotation, cellular component: peroxisomal membrane. Bases 284 to 1024 code for a protein of 246 amino acids. NCBI's taxonomy places the organism in Eukaryota, Metazoa, Chordata, Actinopteri, Cichliformes, Cichlidae.